This is a messenger RNA of Melitaea cinxia (Glanville fritillary), 1506 nucleotides long. RefSeq lists its product as uncharacterized. NCBI's taxonomy places the organism in Eukaryota, Metazoa, Arthropoda, Insecta, Lepidoptera, Nymphalidae. Gene Ontology annotation, molecular function: RNA-DNA hybrid ribonuclease activity; carbohydrate binding; nucleic acid binding. The transcript has 10 exons. The record is from RefSeq and is a predicted model, not a curated record. The coding region runs from base 1 to 1506 and encodes 501 amino acids.
AUGGCUUGGAUAAAAGGACAUAGUGGAUCACACGGUAACGACGCUGCCGAUGAGCUUGCUAGACAGGGGUCCAAUACAAAGGUUGCCGGCCCAACUAUCCUAAUGCCGCUACCUUUUGGACAACUGCGCUCGUGGGAUCAAGCUUUGCUGCUUACCACUCUCAGGACAACUCAGCGUGCGGUAUGCGAUGAUGAAAUAGUAUCGUUAUCCUGCCCACCAGGAACAUCAAUUAAUAUUCAAGUCGCUCAGUAUGGGAAGGCAUUGUCUGCAGGCCACGGCUGUGAAGCUGUAACAAGCCCGAAUGAUGAAUUUGGGGAGAACAAUGAGUGCUCAUGGCCAACCCCUUUGCAGUAUUCACUGCUGCAAACGGUGGUGGAGGCAUGUCAAAAGAAACCGCAGUGUAAAGUCAGCACGAAGUUAAAAACGGAGGUGGUUGACCCAUGUCCGGGUGCGCGGAAGUUCGUUGAAGUCGCGUACAAGUGCCGACCAUCCGAGUUCCUGAGUCGCACGGGAUGUGAGGACGAAGUGAUCAAGUUGACCUGCAACCCUAAGUCCAGGGUCGCAAUAUUGAACGCGUACUUCGGAAGGGCUGCGAAGGAGAUACUGGCUUGCUCUCAACCAGAGGGAGAUCACGAUACGAGAUGUGCAUCUCCGCACGCCGUUGAAAAGGUGAUGCAGAUAUGUCACGGAAAACAAUGGUGUCAAAUUCUAGUGAAUAACAGAACGUUCGGAUUAUCGUGCAAGGCGAACUCGAGGAAUUAUUUUAAAGUAGUUUAUGCUUGCGUUCCCCUAGGAGUUCUUACAGAGAGAUAUGAAAGUGCUGUCGAAGAGGAUGAAGUUCAUAACAACUAUGAUGCUAGUAGGAAAACUAUGCGUUUCGAUGAAACAGAUAUCAGUGAAACUUGGAAUGACCAGAAUGCGCCAUUUGGAAAUCCAGCUUUACAGCCUUCGAUUAAUGUUGUCAAAGUACCAGUCUCCAGAAACGUUGAGGAUGUUUCAACGAGUUUUAUACGAAAUGAUGAAAAUGGCGAAAAAGAAUCCUCACUUGUAAAACGAUCAUCACCUUAUUCAUCAAAUACGAAAUUUCUCAUCUAUAUCAGUAUUGGAGUUUUAAUAACCAUCGUUAUAGCAGCAUCUUUGUUUGGAAUACGUUGUUACAAAAAUAAGAAAAGAGAUUCCAACUCUAAAAAUGGCGAUAUAUUCACUACUGAAGUGCCAAACAUUUUCAAUGAUGCAGCGUCAGACAUUGACAACGAUUGUGACGUAAGUCACAUUUCAGGAACAUUUUAUGAUCCUCUACAUCCAGAUAUGAUCAUAUAUCGAGAUGGUCAGACUAAAACAGCCUUGAGAGCUAUGAAACCCUUAUCGACGGUAUAUCCUACCGCUGGUGCAAGUAUGUACGGAAAUGUGGACUAUGGCCCAUCACAUUCAUGUGAAUCUAGAUUUGUAACCAAAGAUGUGGAUCCUGAAAUAAAGUUAAGUCCAAACUUUGGGUGGAUGUAUUGA